AUGGGAGUGUACUGGAGUCCGUUCGAUAAGUUUUUAGGAACCACUGAUUCCAAGCAUGUUGUUGCAACCACAGCUGUUUACUUUCAUCCAGCAAGAACCAAAGGCUCAAUGCACCAGCUGAUCAUGUUCGUGCUCAUAUCCUUGUUGUUUAGUUUGUUUGUGUCACUUGCGUGCCGCUCAACGUCGACUUUCUUCUUCAAUAAUGGCGAAGAUGAGAUAAGUUUUGGUAUCGACCUCAUCAUCAGUUCCGUUGGCCUUGCAUUCAUUGCAUUCAUGAAGCAAAAAGUUAACAAACAACCUUUCAACACCGCAUGUUCUUUGACGUCAAUUUCUUUGGUAACUUGUAUUGUAAAGGAGGGUGCUCUUAACUCCUCAGUCAUUCCUUUAAAGAGGUUAUUGUCUACUUCUCAAGUUGUGUUUGUGGGUUCUUGUGUUUCUGUAGCGACGUGCUAUAUUCUUUGGCCCAAGAGUGCAGUCAAGACGCUACGAAAGUCCUUGAACGAUAGUUUUAACAUUAUGUCCCUGCUCUUAUCUGUGACCACAUAUCGAUUCUUGCAUGGCGAGAAACUUACUCAGAAAGACAUGGAGAUCUUCUCCCAGCUACAAAAGAAGGCCAAUGAUCUACAGGGUAGCUUAGAGGAGGCAGGGUAUGAGCUACGCUGGGUGGGGAAAGAAGCGGAGUUCUCCAGCUACAGUAAAAUUGUGGAUGCCACCAUUUCUCUUACAAGCCAUUUGCAGGCUUUGAGAUCGUCUCUUGAGAUGCAAUGGCAACUUCUUCACGAGCAAGACCGAGAUAACAGAGACACGGAAGAUGUAAACGGAGAGGAUAGAGUCUCUGAUGCUUGUUCAAGCAAAAGUCUUGACAGCUAUCGAUCAGGCGAAAUACGCGUGUCUAUGUCGGUGGAUAAUUUAAUCAAGUUGCCCAAUGCUAGUGGCGAUCAUCAGACAGAAGAUACUGACCAAACUGCAAUGUAUCCUAAUCAACUCUUUGACUUGUUUGUCUUCUACUUGGCCCCAUCGAUCAAGCUGUUUGUGUUUACCGUGAAGGAGGUUUUAAGUGCUGUUCCAUUUGAGCGUAAGUAUAUUGGAGAUCAGCAUCAAAGUGUCUUCGUCAAAUCGUCGAAUUAUCAAAACUCGCUUAGAAAGGCUGUGGAGUUGUUUCAAGAGAAGCAAGCCAACUCAUUCAAGAAGCUUUACUCGCAAGACAUUUUCAAGCCAGAUAAUGAGAUGUUUAAAACAGAUCAGGAGGAGGUAACGGCAUGUUGUGGCAAUUUUGCAUCGUUGUUAGCUCUUUAUGGCGAUGAGUUGAUUCGGUUCUUGCAGCUUACUGAACACUUUGAACUUGUUGCUAAAUCCAGGCCUAGAAGCUGGUCUUUUCUCAAAUUCUGGAGACAGCAAGGAGACUCAAAUGAAAAGCAAAGGCAAUAUGAAGCAGACUUCAUCGAAGCACUCCGUGAAUUCAAAGCUCAGUUCAGCUCAAUGAAUAGCGUUCGACCAACAGAAACCACUGGCCUACUCUCCCGGAAGGAUAAAAUUAAUCAUUUCAGAAAACGACUAUGGGAGUCAUUAUACUUUUUUCGAAGAGUGGACAUCCAAUUUGGUCUUCGCGUAGGUGUUGGAGCAUUUUGCAUAUCGAUAUUUGCAUUUUUACCACAAACAAAGGAUCAUUUUGUUAUUUGGCGAUUGGAGUGGGCGUUAGUGAUAUACUGCAUCAUGAUGAGCAAAUCAUUAGGCGGCACAACCAUGACAGCAAAGUGGCGUUUUAUCGGAACAUUCCUUGGAGCUUUCAUAGCUUGGGUAGUUUGGGAUUUGACUGACGGUAAUGUUUUCGCCCUAGCGACUACCGGAUUUCUUCUUUCGAUACCAUGUUUCCGCAUCAUCAUCUACUGGAAGAAAAACAAUCCAUUUGGCCGGUUCAUACUUUUGACAUAUAACUUGACUGCCCUUUAUUCAUACAGCAUGACUCAAAAAGACUCGGAGGAUGAUUACGAAGGGGGCGAGAAGCCCAUAGUUUGGGAAAUCGCCUACCACAGAUUUGUGUCGGUGUCAAUUGGUAUCGUCUGGGCGUUGUUUGUUGCAACUUGUUUUCUUCCUAACAGUGCUAGAAAACGCCUUAAGUCUGGACUUACUGUGUUAUGGCUACGCAUGGGUGUGAUAUGGAAUAGUGACCCUUUGGAAUAUAAAACAUUUGAUCAUCAUCCUCCCAGACUUGUCGGCCUCAAGGACUACAGAGGUACAAGCAACCUCCUUUCGGAAUGUCAAACAUUGCUUAAACAGGCUCCUUUGGAAUUGCGACUAAAGGGAAGCUUCCCUAAAAAAACUUAUGAGGAUCUCUUAAGGAGCACAUCAAACAUCUUAGAUGCCUUUCAAAAUAUCAAGUUGAUGAUCGAAGUUGAUCCGUGGUUGUCACAAAAUGAGGAGUUUGUACUCAAGUACAUCGAAAAUGAGCGUGAAGAGCUUGAGCAUCGAAUAUUUUUGAUAUUUUAUAUGAUUGCAAGUGCUCUAGCACUUGGCUUCCCGCUUCCAUCGAAGCCCGCAUCCACCGAACAUGCUAGGAACAGAAUGCUUCUUAAGCUUAGUGAGGUAAGGUCCAAAUCAAUGAGUGAUGAUCUUCAGCUCUCUAAUGAAGACUACGUGCUUUUGUACUCUUAUCUUUUGGUGACAUCGACAAUCACAAAAGAGCUUGAUCAAAUCCUCAAGCUUAUUAAGAAGCUUCUUGGUGGGUUCUCGGAGGAAAUCUUUUACUUGGUUUGA
This is a messenger RNA of Candidozyma auris, 2754 nucleotides long. RefSeq lists its product as uncharacterized. The record is from RefSeq and is a predicted model, not a curated record. Lineage: Eukaryota; Fungi; Ascomycota; Pichiomycetes; Serinales; Metschnikowiaceae. Bases 1 to 2754 code for a protein of 917 amino acids. The transcript has a single exon.